GUUAGCAAAAAAUAUGCAGUAUGAAUCAUUUGAAAUUUAUGUUACUGUGUGUAUGAAAUGAAAAUGCUGCCUGGUACUGAAUAUAUUUAUAGUGAGCAGAGCAUAGCUUCUGCCAGGGCCUCGGUGAUGGUAUACGAUGACACUAACAAGAAAUGGAUACCUAGUGGUUCAUCGUCAGGCCUUUCAAAAGUGCAUAUUUUUCAAAACAUCACCACAAACUCAUUUAGGGUAGUCGCUAGGAAAUUAAAUGAUCAUGAGGUUGUGAUUAACUGCAUCAUUGUAAAGGGACUUAAAUAUAAUCAGGCCACUAACACCUUUCAUCAAUGGAGGGACCAGAAACAAGUAUAUGGAUUGAACUUCAGUAGUCGUGAAGAUGCUGAUGGUUUUGCAAGAGCCAUGACCCACGCUUUAGAUGUGCUAAACAGCAACUCCCUUCCCAGGCCAGCUCCUACUACCAUCACGCCGCAGCCUCAGUCACACUAUCAACAGGCCAAUGGACAGUAUGAGGAGGAUAUGGGUUACAGUCAGAUGAUUCAGAGGCCUACAAUAUACCACCAAGUUACUCCUGCAGAACAACCUAGAAUUGACAUAAACAUGCCAAUUACUAUUAAUACUAAUCAACAUUCCAGGACUAUGACAAGAGAGGAUGUAGCCAUCAUUCAGGAAAGGAGAAUGUCACAACAAUCACAGAUUUCGAACAAUGGAAAUAUAUCAACACCACCAGUGCCACCAGCUCCCGCCGGUGGUCACCAUCGUACCUCCUCAGCACCGCCUGCGCCACAACCUCCUCCAAUGUCUGUAGCACCACCACCUCCUCCUGCACCACCAUCGAUGGCUCCUCCACCACCACCACCCCCUCCUCAACCAGCCAUGUCUCGCUCUUCAAGUACUGAUGGCCAAGAUACGUCCAGUCUGGCCGCACAACUCCAAUCUGCAAGGCUUCGGAGAUCGAAUAAGCAAUCAGCUGAAAACAGUGGUUCAAGUACUAGCAGUAGCGGUAGCGGCAACUACGGCACACUCGGGAGAGGUGGUGGUGGAAUGGCCAGUAUGAUGGACGAAAUGGCUAAAACUCUUGCACGGCGGAGGGCUGCCGCAGAGAGAAAAGAAACAGAUCCUAUUCCACCUCAGGAGCCCGAUUACGGUACUGCUGAAAGGAAGCAGUGGGGAGGAAACAAGGCAGGUGUUGGUAAUGGUCUGGAAGCAUCCCCCAAACCGGGCAGGAAACAGCUGGCUUCCAGUGAAGAAUGUCUCCCUAAAGUCAAUGGCGAAACGCUUGGAGACCUUGAAGCCCUCAAACAAGACCUCCUCCGGGAAGUUCGUAGGGAAAUUAAUAAAGCCAAACUUGAAAUUAUUGAAGCAUUUAAGACUGAGCUGAAUAGGAGGUAAUGGAAGCAAAGAACCAAGUAAGGAAGACAGACUGAAUCAUUCACUGAAAUGUAUUUGUUAUAUAAUGCUCACAGUCAGCAAAGCACUAUUAACAUAUUCCUUCUUUUAGGUAUAUUUUAUUGAUUAAUUUUAAUAAAGAAAGUCUCUGACAAUUCCAGGGUACUUUUGUGCAACGUUGAUUUUUUUUUUAAAUUAUUGUUUUUAACAUUUUUAAUUAAUUACGCAAAGGUCAUUAGUAUUACUUUCAUUGUUAAUGAUAUCAGAAUAUAAUCAAUUUUUCUGAAUGUAAGUAAACUAACAGAAUUACAAAUGGCUUUUCAUAUCUUGAUGUCACUGCCUAUUAGUCACAUGGCCAAUAAAUGGACUUUUAACAUUGUAAUUAUACUUUUAUACUCUGUAAGUUAUAUGUUGCUUAUAACUUUUUUAAAUGUUUAUAUUGCUGAUAUUUUUAUCUUUUUCUUUCUUCUUCCAGCUUUAUUUAUACAAUUUGAUGAGUAUAUGACUGUAAUUAAAAAAAAGAAAAGAAAAAAAGUAGGCCUAAUAAUUUGGUAGAGCAGUAUGUUCGAAUCAUCGGCAUCAAAGUUCAUUUGUGAUUAAAAUUUGUCUGAUAUAUAAGUUAGUGAUUUUUAUUGAUGCGAAAAAUAUCUUCCUUUUUUUUAUACGUUGAUUUUUAUUACUUGAUAAUAUUGAAAGUAAAUAUUUAUACAUUUAUAGCGUCUUGAUAAGUAACUUAUUAUAAAACAUGUAAAUAACAACAUAGUAUGCUAUUAUGAUAUAUUUUAGCCGAUACAAGUGUUUUAGGUAAGAAGAAAUAUAAAGAUAUUGUGUUUGAAGCGAAUAAUCGCUGCACAUUGUUUAAUCAUAUAUAUAUAUAUAUAAUACAUUCUAAUUAUUGUUAACAAUAACUUAUAGCUCAACCUAUAAAUGUAAACCACUAUCUCGAGUGUGUCUCUUAUUAUGUUGGAUACAUUCCGGCGAGUAUUAGUAUAUAUAUAUGUGUGUGUGUGUGUGUGUGUGUGUGUAUGGUAUAUUUAAUUUAUACCGGCAUUUACAAAGACUUGUAAGUAUAAUGAUGUUAAGUGAUCAAAGUUGUUUUAAUCAAAACUGUAUUUAUUAGUCAUUUUCAAUAUUUGCAAACGUAGUUUAUAGCUUAUAUUUGAAAAUUUGGAACUUUCAUAAAUUUUUUUUACUCCUUUCUCAUGGUUUACCAAAAUUAUUUAUAUAUAUUUUUGUUGAUAAUAAAUCGUUUUAUGUUACUAGCAAUUUACAUUAUAUAUUUUAUUUGUACAAAAUCUUGAGAUGUAAACAUGCCUGUAAAUAUGACUUCCAUUAUUUCUUCACUUUUUAGUGUAACUUGUAUGAUAUUGUAUAAUGUGAAAUAUGGUCUUCUCAUAAAACCUAAGUAUUAUAAAUCCACUUAUAAAUAUAUGCUAUUUUUGUGUUAAGUUUGCCGAAUGUAAACAAUAAAAGGCAUCUUGUGAAUGUUUUUGAGUUGUUUUUAAAUUAUGAUGCUUAGGUUUUUAAUUGUUUUUUUAAUUUCAUAUUUUGUGUGUUUAUAAAUUUUUGUAUACAUAAUUUUGUAUAUUUAUUAAAUCUUUGUUUUUAAUGUGAAAUGUUCUUGUUUGAAUGAUUUCUAUCUUUUAUAACUACUUCUGUUAAUUUUUUUUUUUUUACUCAUAAUAAAAGGCAUAAGAUCAUUUGUUAUUCAUUAUACUACAUUUUUUAUAGUUCGGAGUUUAAGCUGAAUCGAAAUUAACAGUAAGUUUUAUGUUGGUUUAUGAAAUUAAUAGAAAAGCAAACCUCUUAUGUAUCAUUUUUGGAGCUAAUAUAUUUAUUUUAUUUACGUUACAAGAAAAAUGUUUAUAUUUGACAUAAUGGCAGUUUUCAACUUAGAUUAAAAAUCUUAUAAACUUUUUUUUUAGUUAAUGGCAACUAGUUUUUGUUUGUUUUAUUUUAAAGAAAUUUUGAUUGAUUUUCAGUAUAUUUAAUUUAAAAAGUCAAUUUAAUUUUGCUGGUUGGUUUCAGCAGUAACUACAUAAAGUGAAGUGAACUGCAUCAUAAGUUGAAAUUACAUUUUAAUCUAUAAAUGCCAUCAUUUGCUAAUAUGCUUUUUUUGUUUUAAUAUGUAUUUUUUUUCUCCCUUAAUAUGAACCCAUCAGUAAUUUGAAUAAAGCUAAUGACAAAUUAAAAUUCAUUCCAACCUCUUUAUAAUUAACAUGACAAAUUUGAUACCUUUACAGAUUGCAAAUUUUAAUCGAUUUAAGGAAAUAAAAAUGAAAUUAUAUAGUUACAAUUUAUUUAGUGUAGUAUCUUCUAUGUUUUGGACAAAGAAACUUCUAAUAUCUUUCUGAAUAUAAACUGCUAAGUUGUUUCAAAGAAGCAAUUAAUUUUAUUUAAGUAUAUAAUAGAUCAUUAUAUGCUAAUUAAAAAUUGUUUAGGUUUCACUGUCAGGAAUUUGCUGUUUUUUUCUCUUUAUGUUGUUGUUAUUAAUAUACACAUGUAAUUACUAAUAAUAUUAAUUGGUUCAAUCGUUAUAAAGAGCUACUUUGCCAUUUAUGAAAUUCCAUUGCAUUUUAAAAUAAUUAAAGAAAAUAUAGGUCCAAAAAAUAGUUAUUAAAUAAUCAAUAAAGAAAAAGAUUGAAAUUAGUAAUGUUAUGUGUGAAGACUUCAAAGGAAUUUUAAUUUUUCAUUCCUUGAUCUUAUCGCCUUUUUUUCUAUCUUGUACUGUUACGAAUAUUUUUUUUUUUAAAAGUACUUUUAUUUGUGAAGUUAGAAAUUUAAUUUUUCUAUGUUGUUUCGCUCCUAAUCAAUGUAAAAAUUGUACUGAAAAAAUCUAUUUGUCAUCAUGUGAUUGUUUAUAAAUUUAUUUUUAGUGGCAUUUAUUAUGAGUUCCUGCUAAUUAUAGAAGACUACUUUUUAGUCUUUAUUAGAUGUCCUAUAUGUUAAUAAUAUCAGUGUUGCUUUUGAUUAGUCGUAUGAGCAGCUGAUGAUGUAAAUAUUAUUUGCUUUGGUGUUACUUCAUUCUGCUUUGUCCUUUGAUCUCUUGUGUUAUAUGUAAUGCCAGAAGUUUAAUAAAUGAGAAAUAUAUUGAAAGAAUUACAUUUAAAUUAAUUGAUGUUGAACGAAAAAGAAAAUCAUUUAACCAUAUUUCCCUGUCAUAUUACAUCCUCAGAUUGCAUUGGCAGUGCUUUUUUUUUAAUUAUUCAUAUUUGGUUUUUCUUAACUCAUAAGUUCUGGCACAAAACUUUUCAAUAGUAAUCAAAAAAUUUUUUAAAAAUAUUUAUGUAUAUUUAAAAUUGACAUUUCCGAAAUGAUUUUAUUGUCCAAUGUAUUUCUGAGGAAUUGGUAAGGAACAUCUUGGAUAAAAAAAAAUUCGAGAUAUCUAUCCAUAUUAAGACAUAUGUUAACCAUAUAGUGUUAUUUAUUAAGAUCAUCUAAGAUAAUAAGAAACCAAGGGACACGAGAACUUGAUUUGUAUUGUUUAUCUAAAUGUGUAAAUUUAUAAAAUAAAAUAGUAAAGAAUAUAC
Messenger RNA from Nezara viridula (southern green stink bug), 4913 nucleotides. The record is from the annotation of a GenBank genome assembly. Lineage: Eukaryota; Metazoa; Arthropoda; Insecta; Hemiptera; Pentatomidae.